Alnus glutinosa is the source of this 712-nucleotide messenger RNA. Its product is annotated as EG45-like domain containing protein. The coding region runs from base 72 to 479 and encodes 135 amino acids. Lineage: Eukaryota; Viridiplantae; Streptophyta; Magnoliopsida; Fagales; Betulaceae. The transcript has 3 exons. The record is from RefSeq and is a predicted model, not a curated record. Gene Ontology annotation, cellular component: cell wall; apoplast. Gene Ontology annotation, biological process: systemic acquired resistance.
GUUGUUUCCUUCACAAACUCUAAGUGUUAAAAUAUCGUUACAUUACAUUGUUUUCUUAAAAGUAAAAGAAAAUGGGAAUGGUUAAUAAUAUUGGUGGUUUGAUGAUGGUGGUGAGCAUGGCCGUAUGUCUCACAUCAGUUGCAAAUGCGGCACAGGGGACAGCUACUUUCUAUACGCCCCCUUAUGUUCCCUCUUCAUGCUACGGAUAUCAAAACAAUGGCGUGAUGAUUGCUGCAGCAAGUGAUGCAAUAUGGGGCCAUCGGGCAGCAUGUGGGAGACGUUAUAGCGUUAGAUGCAUUGGGGCUACAAACAAAGGCCCGCCACCUUGCCAUGGUACCAGCGUCGUGGUUAAAAUCGUCGAUUAUUGUCCGACCAGGUGUCAUGGAACCAUUGAUCUCUCUCAAGCGGCUUUCUCUGCAAUAGCUAAUACGGACGCCGGAAAAAUCAAAAUUGAAUAUAUUCAGUGGCUAAUUUUUUGAUUUGCAGGGUUUGACAUUCUCCUAGAGUAUGGUCUCGAAAAAAGCAAGUUAUGAUAAUAUAUAUAGGAAUAAGUGACUCAUGAUGGGAACUUGUUUGUACCAUGGAAGCAUGGAAAGUUGAUGUUAAAAUUUACUACAUGUAUGAGAUAUAUGAAAAAACAGAGGAAUACUUGAACUUUUUAUUCAACACUUCAAGCUGAAAUGCAAAGGGCAUUAUAUACAGCUUUUCUUUA